UUUCGAAAAGCAUUGUGGGUUGAGUUGCCGGUGGAAAGCUUCUCGAACAAACUGCAAAGAUGAUGCCCACACCGGUUAUCCUGCUGAAGGAGGGGACAGACACGUCUCAGGGCAUUCCCCAGCUCAUCAGUAACAUCAAUGCCUGCCAGGUAAUUGCUGAGGCUGUCAGGACCACCCUGGGGCCCAGAGGGAUGGACAAACUGAUGGUGGAUGGCAGAGGUAAGGCCACAAUCUCCAACGAUGGAGCCACCAUCCUGAAACUGCUGGAUGUGGUUCACCCCGCAGCCAAGACCCUGGUUGACAUCGCUCGCUCCCAGGAUGCUGAGGUUGGGGACGGCACCACCUCUGUCACUCUCCUGGCUGCUGAGUUCCUGAAGCAGUUGAAGCCGUAUGUGGAGGAGGGUCUCCACCCUCAGACCAUCAUCAGAGCUUUCCGCACCGCCACCCACCUCGCUGUUAGCAAGAUCAAGGAGAUUGCCGUCUCUGUGAAGAAAGAUGAUAAACAAGAGCAGAUGCAGUUGUUGGAGAAGUGUGCAGCCACAGCCCUGAACUCCAAGCUAAUUGCUGGUCAGAAGGAGUUCUUCUCCAAGAUGGUGGUGGAUGCUGUCAUGUCUCUGGACGAGCUGCUGCCUCUGAAGAUGAUUGGCAUCAAGAAGGUCCAGGGAGGAGGCCUUGAGGAUUCCGAAUUGAUCUCUGGGGUUGCGUUCAAGAAGACCUUCUCCUACGCUGGGUUUGAGAUGCAGCCUAAGCGCUACGAGAAUCCAAAGAUCGCUUUGCUCAAUGUGGAGCUGGAGCUGAAGGCUGAGAAGGAUAACGCUGAGGUCCGCGUGAAAUCUGUUGAGGACUACCAGGCCAUCGUGGACGCAGAGUGGAACAUCCUGUACGACAAACUGGAGAAGAUCUAUAAGUCUGGAGCCAAGGUGGUUUUGUCAAAGUUGCCGAUCGGUGAUGUGGCCACCCAGUACUUCGCUGACAGAGACCUGUUCUGUGCCGGCAGAGUGCAGGAGGAGGACCUGCGGAGGACCAUGGUGGCCUGCGGUGGCUCCAUUCAGACCUCAGUAGGAGCUAUGACAGACGACGUCCUGGGACAGUGUGAACUCUUUGAGGAGGUCCAGGUCGGAGGAGAAAGGUAUAACUUCUUUAAAGGCUGCCCGAAGGCGAAGACGUGCACCAUCAUCCUGAGGGGCGGCGCCGAGCAGUUCACAGAGGAGACGGAGCGAUCGCUGCAUGAUGCCAUCAUGAUCGUACGCAGAGCCAUCAAGAAUGAUUCCAUUGUAGCGGGUGGAGGAGCCAUAGAGAUGGAGCUGUCAAAGUACCUGCGGGAUUAUUCCAGGACCAUCCCUGGAAAACAGCAGCUGUUGAUUGGAGCGUACGCCAAGGCCCUGGAGAUCAUCCCCAGACAGCUGUGCGACAACGCCGGCUUUGACGCCACCAACAUCCUGAACAAACUGCGCGCCAAACACGCACAGGGCGGUAUGUGGUACGGCGUGGACAUCAACAGUGAGGACAUUGCAGACAACUUUGCUUCCUGUGUCUGGGAGCCGUCCAUCGUGCGCAUCAACGCUCUGACAGCAGCUUCAGAGGCAGCCUGCCUCAUCCUGUCGGUCGAUGAGACGAUCAAAAACCCCCGCAGCUCUAUGGACGGACCUCCAGGUGGCGGCAGGGGCAGAGGCCGUGGGAGACCCCAUGCUCACUAAGAGGAAGCAGGAACAAAACCCCAUUUUAAACUGGACUUAAAAUCUAAAUGUAGAUCAGGUUACAUUUAAACAAAGAUUGCGUUGAAUGUAUCUUGACAUGUUUGACCUGAAUUUGGAUUUGAAUUCUAGAUAAAAUGAGGUUUUCUAACCAGUCAUAGACACAUUACAAAUGGCAGGUGUAGUGAAACAAACAAAACGGGGGAAAAGAGAAGUUCGUCUAGUAAUUUCAAGACAGAUUCUUUGGACUUUGUCAAAGAUGGCUGACAUUUCUUGUGUUGUCCUUGUUUUUUUUCUUACUGAAGCUUUGACUUGCUAACGUCUGUUUAAAAUUUCACGCGCUGUUAUCGUUCCACCUGUGAUCGUUUUACUGAGAAAUGAUUCUGAAAUACAAGAAGAAUGAGAUCAAUCCCCCUUGGUUUUGAAUUAAACACACUCCUGUCCCCUCAGGGUCAGCUCUUCCUCUCUGACCUGAAGGAGCCGUCAUUUCUAAUCUGGUUUUUUUCUGUUACGUGACAAACUAUGUAACAUGGAGAGUAAAGCACUGAUAGGAUGUUGAGCAGUUCUGAACCGUUUGUCAUUGGUUAUGCUGUGUGAAACUAUUUAUCGGACCAUUCUUAUCAAUAAAUUCGCAGCUUAAAUCACA
Seriola dumerili (greater amberjack) is the source of this 2340-nucleotide messenger RNA. RefSeq names its product chaperonin containing TCP1 subunit 7 (gene cct7). Gene Ontology annotation, biological process: protein folding. Gene Ontology annotation, molecular function: ATP hydrolysis activity; ATP binding; ATP-dependent protein folding chaperone. Gene Ontology annotation, cellular component: chaperonin-containing T-complex. The record is from RefSeq and is a predicted model, not a curated record. The transcript has 12 exons. Bases 60 to 1697 code for a protein of 545 amino acids. NCBI's taxonomy places the organism in Eukaryota, Metazoa, Chordata, Actinopteri, Carangiformes, Carangidae.